This is a messenger RNA of Peronospora matthiolae, 3615 nucleotides long. The record is from the annotation of a GenBank genome assembly. NCBI's taxonomy places the organism in Eukaryota, Oomycota, Peronosporomycetes, Peronosporales, Peronosporaceae.
AUGUCGGGAUACGAAAGCGGAGCCUCGUUGCCCUCGCGCUCGCUCAAGAACAGCGACAACUACACGAAGAUGGAGUCGCCUCGAGCUUCUGUGCAGUCGCUCGAGCUGCCGUCGCACCGCGUCGUAGACGUGCCAACCGCCGGCACGCGCUCGUUUUCCUCGGCCGAUCUCUACUCUGUCGACGCCAAGAUGGCGACAAACGCCGCUUCAAGCCACGCUGGUUCCUGCACGCCUUUACCAGGCCAUCGGUCGCGUUUCUUGAGUGACACGGAGCUGCUGCUGGCUGCAAACCCCGUGCCAACGCGCGAGUCGUUUGCGACGCUCAACGAGACGGACGACAAGACGUGGCCCCAGCGCUCGACGGAGCUCAUUGCCAAGAUGCUCAACACGAACUUUGACCGCGGACUGAACGGCAUGGACGUCGAGCGCCGGCUCUUGCGCUAUGGCGAGAAUGCGCUCGAGAAGGAAGCGCGGACGCCGCUUGUUGUGGUCUUUCUCUUGCAGUUUUACAAUGUGAUUAUUGCCAUGCUGUUGUUUGCCGCGCUGGCGUCGUUGGCGUUGCAAGAGUGGGUUGAAGGCAUCGCGAUCCUGGCCAUUGUGACGCUGAACGCGGCCAUUGCGACGUUCCAGGAGCAGUCGGCCAGCAACGCACUGGCUGCACUCGCAAGUCUGUCGAGUCCCCAGUCGCUGGUCAUGCGCGACGGCGUACAGCAAGUGGUUGACAGCCAACAGCUCGUGCCGGGCGAUGUGGUGAUUCUCGUCACGGGGGACGUCGUGCCGGCCGACAUGCGGCUGUUCACGAGCGUGGACUUGAAAUGCAACGAGAUGCUGCUCACGGGCGAGUCGGAAGAUGUACCCAAGAAGUAUAAUGCACCACUCGCAAGUGCCGGGAAACCUGCCAAGCUGACGGCGGGGAAUAUGGUGUUCUCGUCGACAACGAUCACGGCAGGGAAUGCCCGUGGCGUGGUCGUGGAGACGGGCAUGCACACGCGUGUAGGCUCGAUUGCAGCGCUCUUGCAAGCGCAGGGCGAGACCCCGGACGCUGGAGAAAGUCGAAAGUGGAUCCGCAACCCAGUCAGCGACUGCGUUGCCAAGCACCGACCCAAGCUCACGCCAUUGCAAAGAGCAUUGCACCACAUGGGCUUUAUCAUGGGCAUGAUUGCACUGAGCGUGGCGCUGCUUGUGUUUAUUGUCGGUAUGGUCCGCGACACGGAUGACCCUCGCCAUCCCACCCGACCGACAUAUUUGACGAUGAUUAUGACAGCCGUGUCGAUUGCGGUAAGUGCCGUGCCUGAAGGUUUGCCAAUGGUCGUGACGAUUUGCCUGUCGUCUGGCACGGCCGACAUGAUUAAGAAGAACGUGCUCGUACGGAAGCUCGCAGCAGUGGAGACGCUAGGUGCAGCUUCAGUCAUCUGCACAGACAAGACGGGUACUUUGACGGAGGGCAAGAUGACUGCUGUAAAGCUCUGGGGCGAUUUCCGAGAGUACACUAUCACUGGCAAGGGGUUUAGCCCCGAAGGCUCAAUCCUCUCGUCUGAUGGAGUUAACCAAGCUCCACUAGAAGCCGGGAACGUCCAAGUUCGAGCCACUUUGAUGGCCUCCGUGCUCUGCAGUAACACGCAACUCAAGGAAGUUGAAGGCGACGAUGGUGAAACGUCAAGAUGGUUACCGUUCGGCAAUUCGUCAGAGGCGCCACUGGUCGUAGCAGCCGCGAAAGCAGGUAUUUGGGAGGAUGGUCUCUUCGAAGACUACCCGCGCCUCGUCGAAGUGCCAUUUAGCUCCUCGCGCAAGAUGAUGAUCACCGUGAAUGCGGUUCCAGUCUUACACGGCUCUGCAAUGUUUGACACGCUUGCGCUACAUGGUGCCGUGGCGCCGACACUCGUGGCUAGCGUCAAGGGCGCUCCAAAUUACAUUCUGCAAAACUGCACUCAAUACUGCCAAAAAAAUGGCACGUUUCAGCCGCUGAACAUCAUGCAGCGUAAUGAGAUCGCCGCGGCUGUGGAGGAGUUAUCUUCGCAGGCACUUCGCGUGCUCGCGGUGGGCAUCCAGCCUCUGCAAGAACUACCCUUCGCUUCGGAUUGCGAUGAUGUCGACGAAAAGUUUGCUGCUCUGGCCAAGCCACUGGUGUUCUUAGGUCUUGUGGCAUCUAUUGAUCCAGAGCGCGACGGAGUGCGUGAUGCUAUUGCAACUGCACGCGCAGCCUCCAUCCGUACCGUAAUGAUCACGGGAGAUUAUCUAGCCACAGCAGUCGCAAUUGCCAAGAACAUUGACCUCUUGCACAUCGGGUCAGAUCUCGAAGCUCAAGCAACGGACUGCACUAAUCUUCGUAGUAAGGGGAACGUGUAUCUACCACCAGCCGAUAUCGACGAAAUCACUUCGCGUACGCUGGUGUUCGCUCGUGCCAAGCCUGAAGACAAGAUUGAGAUCGUCAAGUCACUCCAACGUCGAGGCCUCAUUGUUGCAAUGACGGGCGAUGGUGUCAACGAUGCACCAGCGCUUAAGGAAGCAGAUAUUGGUGUGGCCAUGGGCAUAUCGGGCACCGAGGUCGCAAAGGGUGCUUCCGACAUGAUCCUGAGCGAUGAUAAUUUCUGCAGCAUCGUGGCGGCAGUCGAGAAGGGUCGAGUGAUUUAUGCCAACAUCCAGAAGUUCGUCAUGUUCUUGCUGUCCACGAACAUUGGCGAGAUCGUGCUCAUGUUUUUAUCGGUUGCAGGAGGGUUUCCGCUUCCGCUGGAAGCUUUACACAUAUUGCUUCUCAAUCUGUUCACUGAUGGAAUGCCUGCCAUAGCACUGAGCUUGGAGAAGGGCGAUCCGCACAUCAUGAACGACAAGCCUCGUCACAAGAGUUCUCCAUUGAUCGUCGGGCGUCUGUGGCUGCUUGUGUUGUUUAACGCCUUCCUCCUUUUGGUCGGUGCCCUGACCACCUUUUUGUUGGGGCUGUACUGGAACUUCGGUUUGCUGCUAACGGACGACAUCUACAACGCUGGCGGCGGCCCCCAUGGCAUAGACUACACGGACGUGACUUGCCUUCGCUGGGAAGGCAUGAAUGACGGAUGGCGGACAUACGGCAAGUGCGCUGCACAGGAUACGAACGGGAGGUACAUCUUUGGUGAAGAAGUGGCAUCCAUGUCUUCGUUUGUAAACGCGACAGUGUACUGUGAAGGAGGAAGCGACUACGACUGCCUUUCGGAGGGUUUAGGUCGCACGCAAACGAUGGUGUUCUUGGGUUUGGCCUUCACCGAGGUACUUCGGGCCUACACAGUGCGUCACUUUACGGACCCGGUGUUCACGCGGAUGCUGUCGAACGGAUACAUGCAGCUUGCAGCGUGCAUGUCGCUGGUACUAACUAUCCUCGUAUCCAACGUCCCUGUCAUUAUGGAUGACAUCUUUGGCUUUGAGUACAUUACUUGGUUCCAGUGGCUUGUGGUUAUCGCUGUCGCGUUCAACAGCGCGUUCUGGGGCGAGAUGCUCAAAACAAUCCUGAGACGACAGGACCGCGCACAAGCUCGCUGGGACCGCAUGAAGGCUGGAUUUGAAGAGAUUUUGCUCGAGAUUCGGCAUGUGCGUCUUCACGUCGAACGACUUGAAGCCGGCAGCGGCAGUCUGAAGCUCGAGUAA